UUCUUUGUCGGCCUCCUCAAACGAUGCGGGUAUUACAAUCGAUGUCUUAGAUGCUGAACCUCCUACGGCUGGAGAUAGCUGGAGGUCUCUUGCUGGUAACUCGAGCGGAAGUAAUGGGAGUGAGAAUGACAGUGGGAGUGGGAGUGGGAGUGGGAGUGGGCCUAAUCCAAGUCAAAGGCGGACUACGUUCGGGGUUCCUCAGGUUGUACACCAGGGUGAACCAUUGAUGUCCGAACAAGGUUCACUUCACUCGAUGCACUCACACUUGAGCCCCUAUUCUGGACGUUCAUCUGAAUCGGCGCCUGCUUCGCGGCGAGGUUUAUCAGGCUCGACGUCCUCAAGGCCCUCUGCUCAUUCGCAAAUGCUCUCAGCGAGCAGCGGGGGUUCGUUGAUGACAGGCUCUCUAUCGUCACACGGGCGAAGAGCUGCUGGAGGUGCCAUAUCUCCCGCCUUGUCGGCUUUUGGUAGGACAGAUAUCGAGGAGGGCGACGAAGCUGACAACGCCCAACGAGUAUCCGUUCUCGGGCCCAUGCCGUCAUUCGCACUCUCAACGAAUCAUCCUCCUACGAUACGAUCUGUUGGGACUGUCGGUACUUCUACUGCGACUACGACAACGACUGGGUCUGAGGAGACGGAGGUGCUGGGAUGCCGUGGCACGACGGACUAGAACGGGAAGUGUGGGAUAGGAUUAGGGCGGACUUGCUGUGAUGAAAUUUUGUGAAUGCUUGAUUUAGUUGUGGACAUUUUUCGCUUUUUAUUACCUUUCUUCAUUUCUGGCUUGAGUUUUAUUUUUUGUUUGCUUUUUUUGCAUUCUUGGCGAUACCUCUCUUUGACAUUUGCGAUACCUCACAUUUGACAUUUUAUCACGACCGACGACCUAGUUUUGCUAGACUAUUGAUGAUGACGACCUCACGACUCCCUCUCUAUCAUGAACUGUACUUAUGCAUUGCUUGUCCUUCUUUGAUGGAGAUCGGUGCGAUGCUUUGAUAUCUCGACAUGAACUAGAUUCAUGAACGC
Molecule: messenger RNA, 1017 nt
Organism: Serpula lacrymans var. lacrymans S7.9
Lineage: Eukaryota; Fungi; Basidiomycota; Agaricomycetes; Boletales; Serpulaceae
Exons: 3
Coding region: 227-667 (146 amino acids)
Source: RefSeq, a predicted model, not a curated record